AAUGACACUAGGUUUUUGUAUAGCUGUGCAUCACUGUGGUAUGUCUUCGGAGGAGGAACCGAGCUAACCGUCACAGGUCAGCCCACUGUAUCUCCUUCGGUGCAAGUCUUUGCUCCUUCCCCGGAAGAGAUCAGAAGCCCGAACCCACAUACCGUGGUCUGUCUCGUGAGCGGCUUUUACCCACGUGGUCUCGAAGUGCAAUGGAAAUGUGAUGGUAAAGUGAAAACAUCUGGAGUGGAGACAACUAAGGCCGCCAAGCAAGGGGACAAAUACCUUGCCAGCAGUUACCUGAAAUUGAAUGCAUCUGACUAUGAAAACUAUGACACUUUUACCUGUCAAGUGAGGCAUGAAGGCAAGACCAUUGUGAAGAGUGUGUCAAAAUCUGGAAGUUGUAUAUCAGCCAGCUCCAAUAUUAAGAAGGAGAGAGCUGAAUCCGUUGUCAUUGAAGAAAGGGGGAGGUUUUUGUAUGGCCGUAUGUCACUGUGGUUCCUCUUCGGAGGUGGAACCCAAUUAACCGUCACAGGUCAACCCACAGUAUCACCUACUUUGAAUGUCUAUAUUCCAUCUGAGAAAGAGAUCACAAACCCACGUACGCCCGUCCUGGUGUGUCUUAUAAGCAACUUUUACCCACCUGGCUUUACCCUGAAAUGGAAGGGUGACAAUAAUCAAGAAAUCGCAUCUGGAGUGGAGACCACCAAAGCCAGUAAGCAAGGUGACAAAUACGUUGCCAGCAGUUACCUGACAAUGAGUCCAUCGGAUUAUGAAAGUCAUGACUCUUACACCUGUGAAGUGAGGCAUGGAGAAAACACCCAUGUGAAGACUGUGUUAAGAUCCGGAAGUUGUUAACUCCAUCAUGAAUUCCUCUGACCCUACUCCAGGGUUCUCUCUCUUCCCCCCCCUUUCCUAAUUCUAGUUUGAUCAAUAACAUCUAUUUCUGCAUCAUCUAGUUACAGUCUGUAGCCUCCCAAUGCCUUGAAACCCCUUGAAAUCUAUCCACCUCCUGUUGUCCUCUUCGUUUCUACCUUUAGAAGAUCAAUAAAGAUGUGUACAUUUCAUUCUC
Protobothrops mucrosquamatus (brown spotted pit viper) is the source of this 1060-nucleotide messenger RNA. RefSeq names its product immunoglobulin lambda-1 light chain. The annotation marks the transcript as partial. Lineage: Eukaryota; Metazoa; Chordata; Lepidosauria; Squamata; Viperidae. The transcript is spliced from 5 exons. The record is from RefSeq and is a predicted model, not a curated record. Gene Ontology annotation, molecular function: MHC class II protein complex binding. Gene Ontology annotation, cellular component: MHC class II protein complex. Gene Ontology annotation, biological process: positive regulation of T cell activation; immunoglobulin production involved in immunoglobulin-mediated immune response; antigen processing and presentation of exogenous peptide antigen via MHC class II.